Molecule: messenger RNA, 3988 nt
Organism: Zeugodacus cucurbitae (melon fly)
Lineage: Eukaryota; Metazoa; Arthropoda; Insecta; Diptera; Tephritidae
Gene: pio
Exons: 10
Coding region: 594-2030 (478 amino acids)
Source: RefSeq, a predicted model, not a curated record
AAAUCGACAGUCUUAGCCUGGUCGGUGUGACGAGUACAACACAAACGCUUUGAGGUACGGAACGCGUGCGCACGUUAAUGUCGGACGUCGGUUUUAAAAAAGUUUGAAUACUUUGCUUUGGUUUUGGACUUGAAGUGUGAGCGCGUAUACAGUGUUGGUGUGUAUAAGUGUGUGUGUGUGUUUGUGUGUGCAUGUGCGUGAACACGAAUCGAAGACGAGUAUACGACGAGCAUAAAAUUGCGGAAUGCACAUUAAAGAAAAGCACAUAAAAUAUCCACAAUAGCGCCCGACAAGGAAGUGUAAAAGCAGAAAUGUUGAAAUAAGAAAUUAAAAAAAAAAACAAUGAAAAACACGCAACAAUUGCAACAACAAUAUUAACAGCAGCAAAAAUUCAAAAACUACAAAAUUAAUUUGUAUUUGGCAAAAAUUUAAAUUAGAUUACGCAAAAAUCAACGCGCCCAAACAGCAAAGGAGCGACUAUUAAACGUUGGACCGGCGCAAAAUAUAUUUGGCAAAAUAAAAUAAAAAUCAUAAAAAACACAGAAAUUACAAAAUUCAACGGGCUACGAGUCAAACAUACACAGACUGCCAAAAUGAAGCCAUUCACACAACUUGUCUAUGCAGCACUGCAAAUAAUCACAAUCGCCACUUUGGCCACACAUGGUGCACAAAUACCAACAGCAACGAAAGAAGCCCUGUCAGAAUUGGAAGCCGAAGCGUCCGAUUCCUACGCCACAUCGAAAUCCAGCAUUGAACCCACAGUGCGAAUAAAGUGUUUGAGCGGUUCCAUGUUGAUAACCAUCAAAGAUGCACCGCUAAAUCAUGAGACUGGCCUAUUUAGUGGCAUGAUUUAUCCGAAGGGACUGUCGAAGAAUUCGACAUGUCUUAGCGAGUAUAGGGAUCAUGACGGCCCAUUGAGAUACAAGCUACCGUUACGCAGUUGUAAUACCAUGCCUCAAGAGACGGAUGACGGCGGCAUUGAGUUCUUCAACACCAUCGUCCUGCAACCACAUUUGAAACUGAUCACCGACGCCGGUCGUGGCUAUCAUGUGCGCUGCUCGUAUAAGAGUCGCGAUGCGGCGACCAGCUCGCCAAAGAAGAAGCAUACACAACGCAAAGCGAGCAGCGGCAAGCAAGCACAAAAGCCGCAGGCGUAUCGCAGCGCUGAAACGGCAGCUGUGGGGGUGGGUGGCGAUCGUCGUGAUUAUGGACGCUCGUUGGAUAAAUAUCAUGCCGCAGGCGAUGAUUUCGAUCAGGAUGAUGUGUACGACGGCGAUGAUGCUUUGGAUGCGGCCAACCAAGAGGAGGACAGUCUCAACGAGAUACCAAUGCCCGGUUGCCAUAUGAAAAUCUACAAUUCUGAGCAUAAAAUUGCUGAUGAUGUGAAAAUUGGUGAUCCGCUGACGAUUGUCAUCAGUAUUGACAAACAGGAGCUGUACGGUCUGCAUGUGGCCGAUUGUAUUGUGCGUGACGGUUUGGGUUGGGGUGAGCAGCGGCUAUUGGGCGAUGAUGGUUGCCCAAUGGACAAUGAAAUUAUGGGUCAAUUCAACUACACCAGCGAUCAUUUGGCGGCCAAUGUCACCUUCCCGGCACACAAAUUCCCUUACACCACAUCCGUGUACUAUCAGUGCAAUGUGCAUUUGUGCGCCCUGCAGGAUCCCGAGUGCAAAAUGCCUCCUACGUGCAGCGGCAAACGACCGAAACGACAAACUAACAACGAUAACAAAGACGAAGACGGUCAACCGGCCACCAUCGAAGUCUACUCCGGUUUGUAUGUGAACGAGAAUGUGGAUGUGUCCGAAGGCGAUGAUGAUACAGUGCUCAAGGAGCGGACACUUGAGGAUGCGUUGUGUGUGUCGCAGCGCACCUUCGCCAUUGCCAUAGCAAUUGCCGGUCUCAUCUUGAUGUUGGCCGUCGUUGCCGCCGUACUCUGCAUUAUGGCUCGAAGAAGCACGAAGAGUGUGUCGAAUUCGGGCAGCUCCAUUUACAGUGGUCCCUAUACGAAUACAGCGUUUUCGCAUAGCAGUUAAAUGCAAUACACACACAAACACACACAUGUAACGUGAUUGCGCAAUGUGAACACACAAACACAUUUACACGCGUAUAAAGAGAGUUAGAAAUUUUAGUUUGAAUAUUUUUUCUUUAAUUUUUUUCGAAAAUUUUAUUUUUGAAAAUUAAUUUUUUUUUAAUUUUUAUUUGCGAAAUUUUUAUUUUAUAAGUAAUUAAAAAAUUUUCAAAUUUUUUAUUUUCGAAAAUUUCAAAAUUAUUAUUUUCGAAAAUUUCAAAAUUAUUAUUUUCGAAAAUUUCAAAAUUUUUAUUUUCGAAAUUUUUUUUUGGAUUUUUUAUUAUUAUUUUUUAAUGUUCUGUGCGUAAUUUUGAUGUUAUAAAUAAGUUUUUAAUUUUUUAUUUUUGAAAACUUAUUUUGGAAACCUUUUUUUGAAUUUUUUUUUUCGAUUUUUUUUUUUAUUUUAACUUUCGAUUUACCCACACACACACAUACACACAUAUGAACACUAAAAGUGUUUUAAAGCAAACGAAAUAUUGAUGUAAGAGAAGUUGAAAAUUUCUUCGUACACUGCCGCUGCAAAUAAGCGCAGUCUAUAGUAGUCAUUGUGUUUAGUUGUUAAGGUCACAAAUAACGAUGAGCGACGACGUAGAAGUGAAAACAAAAUAAAAAAGAUAAACAAUAGUUUUUUUCUCGUAUAAAUGUUUAAGGGGCAGAGCAGAGACGCAGUAAUGACUAAAAAAUAGAAAAAAAAAAAUAUUUUUCAAAUUUUCUACGCUGCACACUGCUCUGCACCAACUCGAGCUGCCCAUAAUUACGCAAUUAAUUAAUUACCGUAUUAAAAUAAAAUAAUUAAUGUAUUAACUUUAAGUUUAUAGUAAGCCACGACACACGCUAUUCCUAGCAGAGCAAGUCUUUACAUUUAUUAUAAAUAUAUAUAUUGUAUAACCAAUACCAUAUACACUCACGCACACACACACACACACAGACACACUUCAAUACAGUCAGUAUAUGUAUGUAAUACAGCGUAGAUAUUACUGGGCAAUAAAAAAUUAAAUUAGUGAAAACAGAAAACAAUGUUUUAAAAAGCAAAUUAUGUAAGCUUAGCGUGAUUGCCCUUUAAUAUCGCAAAGGUAUAACACCUAAAAGUAUGCAACGCAUGCUCGCAGGCGCCUUUGUUUAGCUGAGAACAAGUAAAAGUACUCAUAAAAAUUGAAUUUUUUUUUGGUGGUGGUCAAUUUGCUACACUUAAUCUUAACGCUUGGUUGGCGCGCCGCAACAAAAAUGUCAAAAUAUUACAAUAAGCAUAUGAAGUAAAUAUGUUUUUGUGUAAAUUGUAUGUACAACGAAUGCGCGCACAACCUGCUCAGGUGAUACUAUUAACUAUUAAUUCUAAUAUAAAGUAUAAAUAUUUAAAUUAUUAACCUAUACUCCUCUCAAAUUGAAAUUGUUUUUGUACUUGUAUAUGUCUUAGUAAAAACCAAAGUUUAGAGACGGCGGAAUUUUUAAAAAAUGCAAAAUUUAUAUUUCGUAGAAGCAAAAAUUUAGAACAAGAAUUUGAAAACUAAAAAAAAUAAUUUUAAUUUAUUAAACAAGAAAUUUAAAAUAACAUUUGAAAAACACCUAAAAGUAUGCAACAACAGUAAACUGUGUACAAUUGCGAAGAAUAUUGUGUAUACUACGUACUAUCUUGUCAUUACAACUUAAAUCUUAAUAUUUUAACUUUAUACUUUAAUAAUUAUGUUUUUUUACUAUAACUAAACUGUCAUUGUCAGCUAAAAAUCGAACUAAUUUAUUUGUUUAAACAAAUUAUGUAGUAUGGAAAGUAGAAGGGAGAAGAGGAUUUAAACUAAAAAUUGUAUGCGUUUAAUUUUAUAAAAUGUAAAGUGUGUCGUUAUGGCGUGAAAAUAAAAUUUAAAAUAAAAAUGUACUUAUAAAAUUUAUGAAAAUAAUAAAGGCCCUUAAAUUGAAACGUCCAGAAAA